Molecule: messenger RNA, 5289 nt
Organism: Dermacentor andersoni
Lineage: Eukaryota; Metazoa; Arthropoda; Arachnida; Ixodida; Ixodidae
Gene: CCDC53
Product: Coiled-coil domain containing 53
Biological process (GO): exocytosis; actin filament polymerization
Cellular component (GO): WASH complex
Source: RefSeq, a predicted model, not a curated record
GAGCCUGUCGUGUGCAACAUGGACGACGAUGGGCUGCCGAUUAUUGGGCACGGCGUUGAUUAUACCAAGGUCCCACCGAUCCAACAGAAGCGGACUCUAGCUUUUCUCAACUAUUUCCUAACAAGGACGACUUCGUUUCUCAAUCAUUUCGCAACUGUCUGUGAUGAGAAACUGGAAGACCUACUCGUCAGAAUACAGCGACUGGAAGCAUCUAUGUGCAUCUUAGAGGCGAAACUUUCGUCGAUUCCUGGCCUCGAGAAUGUGACGGCCGGUGCAACUGAAGCCAAGCCGGAGGCAAAUGAUCAGCAGAGUACGACGCAGGCCACGGCUGGACAGAGCCAGUCACACCAGUCGCAGGCAAAUGGUCCUACGACUGACACAAAGGCCGAACCCCUCCAGGCAGCAGCCACUGCAACACAGCCUCCAGCUGCACCAACAAACACGGUCUCCAAGGAUCCUAGGUUUUCAAAGUACUUCAAGAUGCUCAACUUUGGUAUUCCUCUGGGUGCUGUUCAAAUCAAGAUGCGGCAAGAAAAUGUGGAUCCCAGCAUAUUAGACAAUCCUGAUGCACCAGCGCCCCCGGGGGCUCCAACUUCUCCAUGUCCUGCGGACGACGACAGCUCCGACGACAGCAGCCUGAGCAAUUGAUGCGGCAAAUUUGUGAACCGGCACCCACAUUCCAUGCAUGGUCGCAAACAUGCGCCUGGGUACAUCCUCGCCACACUCGUAUUCAUGCCAAAGCAAGCCGCCGUGCUCAAAGAAGACAUUCAACUAGCUUCAAAGCACCUGUGAAGAAGCCUUACAGCGAGCCGGUGUCACCACAGCUUGCCGCAAUGUGGUGUUACGGCACGUAACACUCGCUGUUACUUGACAGACGCGUGCUGCAGUCUUUGGGGUGUUGUGCCCAUGCUGAUAAAUAUUGUGAGCUUAAGUGUCACUUGCAGUCACAGUUGCUCUUUGUGACGGUUCAGGCAGCUUAGUGUGCAAGGAAUAUUUGUGUUGGCCAAAAGAUCUUUCGGGUGGGUCGUAGGGUAGAUGGCAGCAAUCUAGGUACUGAAUUGUGGGAGGGUACUCGUACUAGCAGCUUCGCAGGUGUUCAUGAAUGGAUGGGAUGCAAUGGAAUAAUUGAGACAUUUACCAUAGUUUUUAUAGUUGAAUGUUGAAACUGGUAAACAGGUAUGGGCGUGCAGGAAAAGUGCAGACGCUCUUUUGGGUGAAUGAAGUGUUGCUGAUGCAGGCCAGUACAGCUCUGUAAAUUGGCAUCAGAGCAUUCUUGUUGGUUUCCUGAAUCUGGUAUUGAAAGAGAUUACAGGGUGUGAUGAUGCUGUUUCAUUUCUCUGCACCACUGGCUUGUACCUGCUGCUUUGUGAAGCAACAAUGCGCGAUGCGUGUAUGCUUUAGAAAUGUUUUGUAAUCGUAAUAGUGUUGAUGGCUUGCUCGUGGAUUCAUUUCCUCCCCGUGUCAUUGCUAUUUGGGGUAGUCGGUGCUUUUGCACAAGAAGGGUAGGCCAGUUAACAUUCCUCUAACAGAAAGUGUAUUGUUUGUGCACGCAGACCCAGCCUUCCGAGUGAUUUCACAUUACAAGUGCAAAAUUAAACGCAAAUUGUACGUCAUAUAGUUGCUCGUGCCGUGUACAUUCAUGAGAGAGUUUUAGAAACAGCAUAGCGAAGCAACUUUGUGUACGCAAAGACCCCACCUUCAUUGUAGGCCCUUUGCAUUCUUUUGUAAGCGGGGUGGUCUGCUUCUCUUAAUUUUGGGCGCACAAUAUCUAAAACAUCCUAUUGUCUGUAACCUAAAGUGGUGCUUGGCUGUUAUGUUCGUGUGUUACUGAACCAUAUACGACUUAUUUUUAUUGCCCCGUUUCUUUUGGCUGCGUGGAAGUUCCAAGCCACUGCACUGAAAGGGAAGAAUGUUCGAUGCUUUCUUCAGAAGGCGUGCGACUGUUCGCUGAAACAGUGAGAAAUGUGAUGGCAUGGCCACCACAUGCCGAAGUAUUGCAUGAAGCAUGCCAAUGUGACACCGACUUCUAAAGUUCCUCUUUCGUCCUUGCUUUCAGCACGUAAAUGAAAAAUACUCUUGUGUUUGUGCGGGUGGACACUUUGGAUAGAGCUGAAAUCAUGGCUCCUUUAAUUAUUGUGAUCCUCGCAGUGGUGUUUUGAUCACCAAGUUUCUUGUGUAUCAUGUGCGUGUUUUCAGCGGUAGCAGGCAGACAGUUGAAAUGUUUGCAAGUUUCUCUAGUCCAUGUUGUUUGUCCCCGUUUCUUGCUUUUCAUUACUAGAUAGCACGCCUAAAAUCGCCUGCCAUGUAGAUUCCUGACAUAAGUAUUUAGCAUGAUGACAUGGAACCGCAUUAGAAGCUCGUCAACGCUGCUUUUUUUUUUUUGUAUGUGUAGGUUCUUGCUGUUCAUGACUGCAUGCUGUCAGAAAUGACCUGCAUGCCGCAGUAAAAUUCAUGAUUUAGGUAUUUAUCAAGGUAGUAAGGAGCCACUACAGGAAGUGCUUCCUAAUCUUAACCUUAUGCAAAUGGCGGGAAGAAAGUCACUAUAUUGCUCUAAGUGCAAAGCAGCAAGAACAGUGUAUUUGUGCUGUAGCACUUCAUGUCAAAACGUGAAGGAUUGAGUCACCUUACCUUUUGUGUCUUCCACAUAAUCUGUCCAGAAGCUGCAGUAUUUGUCAAUUCAUUCUAAUGGUGCAAUGCUUGGAAACUUAUGGAUUUCCAGAGUAGAGCGAACCCCGCACCCUCCAUCACCGUGUGAUUUUGUUUGGCAUUUGUGCGUCUUGAACGUCUUUGUUCGUAGAAUCGCGUUUAUUCGCAGUCAUGCACAUGGUAGUGUGCAGGUCACAUUUGAAGCACUUUCGGCUUAUGUGCGAUUCCCACGGCAUUUGUUGCAUUGCACAUUUCGUAUUGAAUGAAAAUGAGACGUGGAACAGGAAAUUGCAACACAUUGGCAUUUUUUUCUCAGCUAUGAUUAACUGCAGUGCGUCUACCUGCCUUGUUAGCCUGAUCAUUUUGCUUCUGCACCAAUGCUGUUUCUGCCACACUCAUAAGGUUACCGGUGUUUUUUUAAUUUAACAGCCAUUUCAUGUCGUACUAAUUAGUGUGUUUACAAGAAACAGCUGGAAAGUCCAAAUAAUUCAGAUUUUCUGUUAUAGACAGGGUAGAAUCAGCAAACUUGUACUCUAUGAAGAGUAAAGAAUCAUUUGGGACAGAAAAUUCCAAACUUAUCUUGGGAAUGCUUGGCAUACUAGUUAGAUGCUAUCCUCUGACACCCAUUUCUGAAGAUUAUCAUCUACUACUUAACGCAUGUAUGUACAUUGAAAUAAGUCAUUUGAUUGUGCAAAAAUAAAGGUGUGUACUUCCGUUCUGUGUACCUAGGAUGACGUAGCAGUACUAAUAAAGCUCCACUGUGUUUAUUUUUCCCAUAGUGCUGUAUAGAAAAGAAAAAAAAUACUACUUGUCGUAAAGUCAAGUUUGCGCUGUGUUCUCACAAGCAUUAUCAUGUCAUAUGCCACGCCUUCUGUGUUAGCAGUUUCCAGUAAAAAAAAAAAAGCACUGUUUAGGCAAUUGUAUUAUUGCAACCCCUCGCUAUUUAUAUUUUUCAAUCAGUAUGCUGAUUAGUAUGAUCAGAUAUGAUUAGUAUGCUGAUCAGUAUGCUGCAUUUCACUUGCUUCAUGUUUAAGAACAUGUACGCUUUUAUUUCUUACGUCCACAGUUCAUCGUCUUCGUGAUGCACUACACUUUUGACUUCACAGGCAAAUCUGCGAGCUGUUGGGUUCUCUAUGGCACCUACAGUUUUCAGUUGCCAACGAUGAUUAUUAAGAAUGCUUGUUCCCAGCUUCUAGCAACACUUCAUUAAUGCUGUGUGACAUUGGGUCCUGCAGAGCAGACUUUAGUUUUGCAUUGUUAUGACCAGCGCAUAAUGGGAGACGAUAACACGUCUUCCAUGUUUUUGUCUACCGUUAUGCGCCGUUUGUAAUUAUGCAGAACCAACUCGGCCAAGGCUGCACCUUUACAGACUUUAGUAGUGUUGAAUAAUUUUAAAUCACUGCCUGUGGUAAUCACCACCCUGGCAUUUGAAACACCAUUAUAUGGCAACAAUAUAUCAACUUUCAAAAAAAAUUCUCUCUAAUGCUUUCAAUGUUUCGAAGAUAAUCUUUGAGACAAACUAGCAUUAAAAUCAAAUCACCUUCAUGGACUUUUUGCCUAAAUUUUACAACAUGCACAAGGUUGAUUGUCUAGAUUUUCGUGAUGAUCCACUUAACACUGCAGCAAAAGCAUUGAUGUUAUGCGAGGACUUUGUGGCUAAGCCCUCGGCAAAGCGAGUUGGAAUGCGUGCGCUAUUUAUUACCUCCAUAGCUGACAAAUCAUUCCAGCUGUAGACUUCAUUGAGGGCACUUUCGUAUGAAGUUCAGUGUCGUACCUCGCAUGUCAAGUCGCUUGAUUUCUGGAUGUGCCUGUUUAUAUGUGAGCUUUUGCCUUAGGCUGUCCACAAGAUGCUUCGAAUGUGAAGCUGUUUCUUUUUCCCACUUUGUUGACACUAGACCAAAGGCUGGAGCCGUUUGUGAUAUGUGAAGGCAUUGUGAUAAACUGGAAGCUUGGUGAAGUCUGUAUUUGUAUUCGCCUGCAUUUUACAAGACAAUGCAAAACAGGUGAAUGGGCUGUUUGCAGUUAUGUAAUUAUAAAGAAUACAUAUCAUUGGAUGAACUGGACUUGUAUUUGUCAAUAAAUGGCGGGAAAUAUGCUAGAAGUUGAUUUGAACAUGCAAUGGCACGGACUGUAUAGUCAUAAGGGAAAAGCUGUUGCAUGUUGCAAAGGGAGAUGAUGAUGUGCGGGGCCAUUUGUUCUUACAGGGAAAUGCCGAAUUAUUCAUGGCAACAUAGCUUAAGAGGAAGCUUUAGCUCAGAUGCUCCAAUCUAAAUGCGUGGGAAAGGAGAACUAGUUUUUCUCGGCCACCACUGCACGAAGUUUGGCGAAGAAAAUUUAAUCGCAUAUGUGAGCAUUUGAAUGAUACUAGUAAGAUGUUUUUUUCCAAAAUGAGACUGUAGUGUACAUUGCUAUGUGUUGCAGUGUCGUCGAGACUGUGAGGGACGGAAUAGAGGGAGUGAGAAAAAAGGCGCACUAGAAGGUGUAGCCAAUCCAUUUUCAUGGAGCCAUGGUCGUGCCAAAAACGGUGUGCAUGUAGACGUCGCCCAUGAAGCGAGAUGGUUACAUAGCAUCUGCUUUUUUGUAAUUUGCUUGUCGUAUGUAUUGAACCCUAAACCGAUAUUAAAGCUUGUAUAGUUCUGGUGA